Molecule: messenger RNA, 4422 nt
Organism: Salmo salar (Atlantic salmon)
Lineage: Eukaryota; Metazoa; Chordata; Actinopteri; Salmoniformes; Salmonidae
Gene: ahr2b
Product: aryl hydrocarbon receptor 2 beta
Biological process (GO): response to xenobiotic stimulus; regulation of transcription by RNA polymerase II; xenobiotic metabolic process
Cellular component (GO): nucleus; aryl hydrocarbon receptor complex
Molecular function (GO): nuclear receptor activity; transcription cis-regulatory region binding; protein dimerization activity
Source: RefSeq, marked provisional
AGGCCAAUUUUACCUGCUGUAAAGGAGCAGCUCCGAAACUGUUCAAGGGGUUGGAUUGGGCUACGGCAAAAUCUACCCCUUUAGAAUAACUAUUUUAUUGUUUGUUUGGGGGUCUGGAGAGACUGGACUUCUCACGGAAAAAGAACAGGGUCACGCACAUAUUAGGCUAUUCAUUUAGGGGAAUUUUCCUGAACUUGCUUAAUCCCCCAAACACUUCUGGAUUUUCACCGCGCAUCUAACACGGUCGAUUUUGACCGCCUGGGACUGUCUACGUCGCGUUGCGGGAGAUCUGCGUUACAAAGAGACCUCUCUAUUUUUAAACGUUUUUUAUUUAUUUUUUUUAAUUUUUUUUACCUUUAUUUAACUAGGCAAGUCAGUUAAGAACAAAUUAUCUUUGAAGGGAUUCACUGAUGUCUGGAUAUUAACUUCCCUUGUUAUUUGAGAACUGUCUGUGAGGAAGACAGUGAAUGUUAUUUUGUUGGUGUUUUUGAACAUUUUAUAGCCGAUUUACAGCAGAAGCGUCACCAUGUUGAGUAACGCUGGAGUCUAUGCUGUCAAAAAGCGGAAGAAGCCCGUUCAGAAAAUCAAGAAAACCCCUGCUCCAGAAGUGGUUAAGUCGAACCCUUCCAAACGCCACCGGGAUCGGCUGAACGGGGAGCUGGACAGGCUGACGGGCCUCCUACCAUUCCCUGAGGAUGUGUGCUCUCGCCUGGACAAACUCUCCGUGCUCCGCCUCAGCGUUGGGUACCUGAAGGUCAAGAGCUUCUUCAAAGCAACCAUGAAGAAAAGCAGUGUCCUGUUUCCCAGUGGGAAUGGGCUGAACAUUAAUGGGAUGGAAGCCACAACCUUCUCCAAGGGGGACCUACUACUCCAGGCUCUGAAUGGCUUUGUGCUGGUGGUCACAGCUGAAGGACAUGUGUUCUAUGCCUCUCCUACUAUCCAAGACUACCUGGGCUUCCAUCAGUCAGAUGUGGUCCACCAGAGUGUGUUUGAGCUGAUCCACACAGACGACAGAGCAAUGUUCAGACGACAGCUUCACUUUGCCCUCAACCCCAAGCCCUUUGACCCAGAGCAGGGAGGAGAUGGCAUGGAAAGCAGCAGUGACAUCACCAGGAACAUUGUGACCUAUAACCCUGAGCAGCUCCCCCCAGAGAACUCCUCCUUCCUGGAGAGGAACUUUGUGUGUCGCUUCCGCUGCCUCCUCGACAACUCUUCUGGCUUCCUGGCUCUGAACUUCCAGGGGCGUCUCAAGUUCCUCCAUACCCAGAGCAUGCUGGGGGAUGACGGGACACGCAACCAGCCCAACCUGGGCCUGUUCACCAUCGCCACCGCUGUCCAGAACCCGUCCAUUUUGGAGAUCAGAACGAAGACAAUCUUCUUCCAGACCAAACACAAGCUCGACUUCACCCCCAUGGGUGUUGAUGCCAGGGGGAAGGUUGUCCUGGGCUACUCAGAGAUGGAGUUGUGUAUGAGAGGCUCUGGUUAUCAGUUCAUCCAUGCAGCUGAUAUGAUGUACUGCGCAGACAACCAUGUCAGAAUGAUUAAGACAGGAGAGAGUGGUCUGACAACAUUCAGACUACUUCAGAAGACCGGGUGCUGGGUCUGGGUCCAGGCCAAUGCCAGGCUCAUUUACAAAGGAGGAAGGCCUGACUUCAUCAUUGCACGCCAGAGAGCUUUGCUUAAUUCCGAGGGAGAGGAGCAUUUACGCCAGAGGAAGAUGCAGCUGCCAUUCAGCUUCACCACCGGGGAGGCCCUGCUGUACGAGACCGGCCCCACUCUGGAUGCCAAUGAAUUCCAAACCAACUCCCCAAAAAUCUGCAAGGUGGAGUCCCUGGACCCCCAGUCUCUGCUGGGCUCCUUACUGACGCAGGACGAGUCCGUCUACACCCAGCCACAGGAGCCUCAGCUACCCAUAGACCAGGCAUUCAUGGACAGCCGAGCGCUCACCAAUGUGGCCUGUAACUCCUGGCAGAGUAGCAUGGAGCCCCAGGGGCCCGACGGGGAUGAUGAUGGUGACGGCCCCAGUGAGGUGAAGCAGAAGGGGGCGGUGGUGUCCAUGAUAGACGCCCUGCAGAAGAUGGCACGAGAUGGGGACCUGUGUGAGGCGCUGCAGGGGCUGGACGUGGACGCGGCCGAGCUGAUGGAAUGGGAGAGUGCCCUCCUCAGGCUGAGCCAGGAAUCCAACGGGACUGGUGGCGGGAAUACCUCCCCGGAGCUGGAUGACAUCAUGACAAACGACAUCUUCUCUUACGUGGAGGAAGCCUUGUUCAAGGAGAGCAGCCAGGGGAGCGGUAACCAGCCCAACUGCUCCAUUAUGGUCAACAACAACCCUAACCUAAACCUGUUCACAGAGAUGUUUAACAACAACAACCAGGAUGGACCAUUCACAGGAAUGGUAAGCCCUACAGGUGUCGGACAGUGCAAGCCCGGGUUGCUUGACAGUCGCAGCUUUAUCCAUAAUGGCUCCCCAGUGAACGGUCAAAUUGGUCAGGUAACAGGCAAUGGACCAGAUGGUUUGGCAGGACAGAACCAGGCAGGACCACACCAGGUGUUCAACAGCACCCAGAGGCUCUCCCACUUUGGCCCCCAGAUCCCUCAGAUGGACCUGAACAUCCCCACCCUGCAGCAGCUACAGCUCAACGACAUCUUCACCCCCUCUCUGGAGCUCCCCGAGCUCAGUAUCCCACACAGCUCAGGCCAGAACGGGGCUGUUACGUUUGGCACCAACAUGGCUGGAUCCUGUGCUCAGGCACCAAACAACCACAUGGGAAGCCCUCAGGGUAUCACUGGCCAGGUCCACUCUAACCAGUCACCUCCACAGUUUUUCACUCAUAAUGGCGUGCCAGCUACAAUGGCACCAAACGGACCACAGCAGAUCUCUGUUCCGCAGUCCAACCAUGUAGCACCUAGUCUGGUGGAUGGCUGGGCAUCCAUGAUUCCCAGUAAUGCCUUUGUUUCACCCCAGAUUGAAUCUAGCGAUCUCAAUCUAUCUAAUCCCCUUCCGACUGCUUGCCUUCAGGGAAACAGUGCACCAUUUCAGUCACUCAAAAUCCAGAGAGUUCGGCAGUGGCCCCAGAACCAGCAGCAGCUGCCACCCCCAGCCAGCACAAUACAGAAUGGAAUAAUGCCAAAUGGACACAAAUUAAUCCCUGACUGUCACAGUCAAGCCACAGAGACCCAAAGGGUCCCUAUCACAGGCCUUUGGCCACAGAACCCCAACAGACUGUACCACCGAACCCAGCAGGGGGGAUUGGCCAAUGGCCAGCCUGCUCCAUCCAGUAGCUGCAUGUUUGAGAACAUCUCACCCCCCCUCCCUAAUGGAAACAGCCACGUGGAUGGCACCAGGCUGGCCCCCACAUUGUCUGUAUGCCAGAGUAGGAUGGUGGACCCCCAGGACCAGAGUCCUCCACAGGGCUCUUGCUACUUCCAGUGGGGCCCCAGUGAGCCGGUGGUGGGCACGUCAGCCGUCAUCCAGGACAACGCCAGCACCAGCCCCCUGUCUCGCCCGCUGGUGGCCAAAAUAACCACCCCUGAGGGCCUACUGGCCAUGCAGCAGUACCUGGCUGGAUGCAGCGGAGUCGGACAGACACAGAUUCCAAGCCUCCCUGUUAUAGACAGCAAUGGAAUAUUCUCUUUACCACCCCUUGUAAAUGGAUCAAUGUGCUUUACAGAGCACAACCAAACCAACUAUUGCAACUUCUAAACAUGCGUCACUUUGCCUUACGAGGUAAAAAUGGCGGACAGAGAGAGGAGGAAGCCAUCCAUGAAUCUAUUCAUCCUUCCGUCUGUACGCUUUCAUAGACAACCCUCUGCCUUAAGAGAUGUCUCAGUGAGGGUGUUGUGAAGACAAGCCAUCCCCUCAUCAUGUGUGGUCAAACACACCAUCCAUCUCCCUAUAUCAGUGUUUGCAGUAAAUACAAGGACUCCUUUAAUUACCCCUUGUCAAUUUUGUCAGCAAUGGAACAAAAAGCAGCAACUUCAAAUUGAACUGGUUUUCUUUGUAUUUUUGCAUUGUCUUCUGUUUUGUUUGCUGAUGCCUUGUCUUUGUUUUUAUUACUGUGUAACAACAGUUUCUGUCACAACUUGUUUGUUUAAUUGCCUUCAGUGAUAUGAAUGAAGUAUGAAUCCUCACUAGUGCAUUUGGCUUGCGUUAUAAUGGAGCAUUACAUGGCUUUUUAAGGUCAUGACCAAUUCCCAAAGUGAUAUUCUAAUGAAGCAAGCCGUAUUAAUUUCUUUUUUUACGUUUGUUUCUUGUGCACUUACGUUAUAGUCGGAUGGUGAUAGGACACCAUUCAAGUUUUCACUCAUGGGAAAACAAAACAAAAUACUAAAAUUGUACACAAAAAUAAAGUCAUAACAAACAUUUUUGUAUGGAGUGUAAAUACAGAAAUUGAAUCUAUAUUCUUAUAUAAAGAUAUUAUG